CUCUCUGUGUCUCUCUCUGUGUCUCUCUCUGUGUGUCUCUCUCUCUCUCUCUCUCUCUCUCUCUCUCACUCUCUCUCUCUCUCUCACUCAGUGUGUUACUCAGUGCCACUUUAAUCCUCCAUGAUGGCGGGACGCGGCUCUUCCUCCUCCUCCUCUUCCUCCCCCAGGCCCUACCAGUUCAUCGUGUUCGGGGCUUCAGGCUUCACGGGCCGCUUCGUGGUGCAGGAGGUGGCGCGGAGCAGCGCCGAGGCUCCGGGGGGGACACUGAGGUGGGCUGUAGCGGGGAGGAGCAGAGACAAGCUGCAGGACGUCUUACAGGACACCGCGGAGCAACUCGGGAAACCAGAGCUGCAGUCGGAGGUGGAGAUCAUUGUGGCUGAUGUGUCAGAGCCGGACUCAUUAGCUGCUAUGUGUAAACUGGGGCAUGUUAUCCUCAACUGUGUUGGGCCGUAUAGGUUCUAUGGUGAGCCAGUGGUGAAGGCGUGUGUGGAGAACGGAGCUCACUGUGUGGAUAUCAGUGGAGAACCUCAGUUUUUAGAGAGUAUGCAGCUGAAUUAUGACGCCCAGGCGGCGAGUGGAGGUGUGUAUAUCGUGGGGAGCUGCGGCUUUGACUCCAUUCCUGCAGAUUUGGGUGUGAUUUACACACGUGAGCAGUUUAAAGGCACUAUGACGGCUGUGGAGAGUUUUCUGACAGCAAGCUCUGGACCUGAGGGAGCAUGUAUCCAUGAUGGGACCUGGCAGUCGGCCGUGUACGGGAUGGCGGAUGGUGACAAACUGAAGAGCUUGAGGAAGAAAUUCAACCACAAACUGCUACCUGUGGUCGGGGCCAAGGUUAAACGAAGGAGCGCUCUGUUCUACAGUAAUGAGAUACAGCAGUACACGAUUCCCUUCAUGGGCUCUGAUCCUUCUGUGGUGAAGAGAACUCAGCGCUUCCUGUUUGAGGAACAUCAACAAACUCCGGUUCAGUAUGGAGCAUACGUAGGAGUUGGUGGAAUGUCCUCGGUUAUUAAACUGCUCUUCGCCGGGUUCCUCUUCUUCUUACUCGUGAAGUUCAGCUUUGGCAGAAAGCUUCUGAUUAAAUUUCCAGAGUUUUUCUCCUUCGGCUAUUUCUCCAAAGCAGGACCGACUCGGAAGCAGAUGGAGGGAUCAUCAUUUCAGUUUGCGUUCUUUGGUGAAGGUUACACUGAGGGUCAGGAUCCAUCUCAGGGGAAACCCGACAGUAAAAUCCGCACACUAGUCCAGGGACCAGAGCCGGGUUACGUUGCGACCCCGAUCGCCAUGGUGCAAGCAGCUCUCACCAUCCUCACUGAACCUGAAGCCCUGCCCAAGAAAGGUGGUGUAUAUACUCCUGGAGCUGCCUUUGCUAAGACCUCCAUCAUCAAACGUCUGGAUGAACACGGCAUCCGUUUCUCAGUGCUGUGAAGAAGAGGAGCGACGUUUAAUGCAGCACAUCUUCAGCACUUCAUAUCACACACUACUUUAAUUAGCACUUAGCAUUAAGGCUUACAUGCAGGAUUAAAUUCAUAUAAAAUGGUGUAAUGAGACCUCACUGAUGUAGAGCACCACCUUCACACUAAAGAGGAAGUGAUGUGCAAUCAAACAGUACCUAGCCUGAGCUAGCAUUACCUAGCCUGAGCUAGCAUUACCUAGCAUUACUUAGCCUGAGCUAGCCUCUGAGCUAGCAGUACCUAGCCUGAGCUAGCAGUACCUAGCCUCUGAGCUAGCUACACACUUAGCAUGUCUUUAUUCUGCUCAGUUCUCACACACAUUCCUGAAUUUAAAUGUAUGUUGUUUGCUUUUCUCUGUAAUUUUCUGCACUAAUGGAUUAAAGGGUUCAGCUUG
Messenger RNA from Tachysurus fulvidraco (yellow catfish), 1842 nucleotides. It is a transcript of the gene sccpdha.1, whose product is annotated as saccharopine dehydrogenase a, tandem duplicate 1. The transcript has 12 exons. Lineage: Eukaryota; Metazoa; Chordata; Actinopteri; Siluriformes; Bagridae. The record is from RefSeq and is a predicted model, not a curated record. Gene Ontology annotation, cellular component: mitochondrion; plasma membrane; lipid droplet. Gene Ontology annotation, biological process: glycolipid biosynthetic process. Bases 121 to 1422 code for a protein of 433 amino acids.